UUUACAUCUAUAUAUAUCAACACAUACACAUCAAAACAACAACAAAAACCUAAAAAAAUAACAUACUUUAAUUUGCUAAUAUUAUGGGAACCGUAUACCAAGCUCCUCCACAUUUACCUCAACACCUUAAAGUCACCAUCCAAGAUUCAUGUUUAAUUUAUUCACCCCAAGAAAAUGAACAAAAAAACAUGUUUUUAUCCAACAUUGAUCAAGUCCUUAACUUUGAUGUUCAAACCAUACAUUUCUUUAAUCCAAACCCUGAAUUCCCUCCAAAAAUUGUGUUCGAAAAGCUUAAGAACGCGUUACAAAAGUUGCUAGUGCCAUAUUAUUUCUUACCGGGAAGGAUUAAGGUUAAUACCGAGACCGGUCGAAUUGAGGUUGAUUGCAAAAAUGCAGGGAUUGGGUUUGUGGUAGCUAGUUGUGAGUAUACUUUGGAUGAACUUGGUGAUUUGGUUUACCCUAAUCCAGCAUUUGAGGAACUUUUAACCAAGGAACUUGAUGCUACCUUGGGAGUGGAAGGUCACCCUCUUUGUAUUGUUCAGGUACGUUACGUUACGUACUUUCUUUUGUAAAUAUCGUAUGACCUAUUGUUAUGUACUUUUUUUUGUUACGUUUGAUGAUUUUUUUUUUUAUUUUUUUUUAUUUAAAUAUUAUUUUAGAAGUUGAAUGAAAUGUGAAUUAACGCUUGUUUUUAUUGGUAGAUAUAUACUAUAUGUACGUUGACUUGAUUUUUUUUUUUUAAAUUUAGAUUAGGUUUGAGAUAAUUACAUUUUAAAAAUAUAAUUAGCUAAGAAAGUUUGGUCUUAAGUGAUAGAUCUAGUCUCUACUAAUCCUUAAAACUUCAUGUCCAAAUAAAAGCAUGAUGAGCUAGAUAGUAGUUAGUGAGUAUUUUGAAGUAAGUCAUAACUCAUAAGUAUAUAAUGAAAUACAGUGCUAGUUGACCGAGAUUAAAUAUCAAAUCUAUUUAACAACGUUCCUUUUUUUUUUUU
Chenopodium quinoa (quinoa) is the source of this 989-nucleotide messenger RNA. Its product is annotated as shikimate O-hydroxycinnamoyltransferase-like. The transcript has a single exon. Gene Ontology annotation, molecular function: acyltransferase activity, transferring groups other than amino-acyl groups. Bases 84 to 572 code for a protein of 162 amino acids. Lineage: Eukaryota; Viridiplantae; Streptophyta; Magnoliopsida; Caryophyllales; Amaranthaceae. The record is from RefSeq and is a predicted model, not a curated record.